AUUUUCUCCUUUCAUUCUGUACCGAUCAAUACUUUAUUGCCUGCUCUUUCAUGAUGAAGGCCUUGGAGGAUCAAGUAGUCCAAGAAGAACCAGGAUACCAAGAUGAUGAGGAAUCCUUUUUUCAGGAUAUUGAUUUGCUACAAAAGCAUGGAAUUAAUGUAGCUGAUAUUAAAAAAUUGAAGUCAGUAGGGAUCUGCACUAUCAAAGGAAUCCAGAUGACAACAAGACGGGCACUGUGCAAUGUGAAAGGGCUUUCAGAAGCCAAAGUGGACAAGAUUAAAGAAGCGGCAAACAAGCUUAUCGAACCAGGCUUCCUGACUGCCUUUGAGUACAGUGAAAAACGGAAGAUGGUAUUUCAUAUUACUACUGGCAGCCAGGAAUUUGAUAAACUGCUAGGUGGUGGGAUUGAAAGCAUGGCAAUCACCGAGGCCUUUGGAGAGUUCAGGACAGGAAAAACUCAGCUGUCUCACACCCUUUGUGUGACAGCUCAGCUUCCAGGAUCAGAUGGCUACACAGGUGGGAAGAUUAUCUUCAUUGAUACUGAAAACACUUUCCGACCGGACCGUCUUCGUGACAUUGCUGAUCGCUUCAGUGUUGACCAUGAUGCAGUACUUGACAACGUGCUGUAUGCACGUGCAUAUACCAGUGAGCAUCAGAUGGAGUUGCUUGACUAUGUAGCAGCCAAGUUCCAUGAGGAAGCUGGUAUCUUCAAGCUGUUGAUCAUUGACUCCAUUAUGGCACUAUUCCGUGUGGAUUUCAGUGGUCGUGGAGAGUUGGCUGAACGGCAACAGAAACUUGCUCAGAUGCUCUCAAGGCUCCAGAAAAUAUCAGAAGAAUAUAAUGUGGCUGUCUUUGUGACUAAUCAGAUGACUGCUGAUCCAGGAGCAACUAUGACCUUUCAGGCAGACCCAAAAAAGCCCAUUGGGGGCCACAUCCUUGCGCAUGCUUCAACUACCAGGAUCAGUUUGAGGAAAGGGAGAGGGGAGCUGCGUAUUGCAAAGAUAUAUGACAGCCCUGAGAUGCCUGAAAAUGAAGCUACAUUUGCAAUAACUGCUGGUGGGAUUGGGGAUGCCAAAGAAUAGGCAGAAAACUGAUGCAAAUGUAUAGCUGCCCCUAGGCAGCUGGGAUGGAGACGUGUG
Struthio camelus australis is the source of this 1139-nucleotide messenger RNA. NCBI's taxonomy places the organism in Eukaryota, Metazoa, Chordata, Aves, Struthioniformes, Struthionidae. The record is from RefSeq and is a predicted model, not a curated record.